This is a messenger RNA of Phyllostomus discolor (pale spear-nosed bat), 1499 nucleotides long. It is a transcript of the gene CALB2, whose product is annotated as calbindin 2. NCBI's taxonomy places the organism in Eukaryota, Metazoa, Chordata, Mammalia, Chiroptera, Phyllostomidae. Gene Ontology annotation, cellular component: cytosol; synapse; terminal bouton. Gene Ontology annotation, molecular function: calcium ion binding. The record is from RefSeq and is a predicted model, not a curated record. The transcript is spliced from 11 exons. The coding region runs from base 79 to 894 and encodes 271 amino acids. Gene Ontology annotation, biological process: regulation of presynaptic cytosolic calcium ion concentration; regulation of long-term synaptic potentiation.
GCGUGGCGCUCAGACCCGGCCGAGUGCGGAGUGCGCAGGGAGAGCGCGGUGCUGCCUGAGGUCUUCAAGCCGCUUGCCAUGGCUGGCCCGCAGCAGCAGCCCCCUUACCUGCACCUGGCCGAGCUGACGGCGUCCCAGUUCCUGGAGAUCUGGAAGCACUUUGACGCAGACGGAAAUGGCUAUAUUGAAGGUAAAGAACUAGAAAACUUUUUCCAAGAGCUGGAGAAGGCAAGAAAAGGCUCUGGCAUGGUGUCAAAGAGCGACAACUUUGGGGAGAAGAUGAAGGCGUUCAUGCAGAAGUAUGACAAGAACUCAGAUGGGAAAAUCGAGAUGGCAGAGCUGGCGCAGAUCCUGCCCACCGAGGAGAACUUCCUUCUGUGCUUCCGGCAGCACGUGGGCUCCAGCGCCGAGUUCAUGGAGGCCUGGCGGAAGUAUGACACAGACAGAAGUGGCUACAUUGAAGCCAACGAGCUCAAGGGGUUCCUGUCUGACCUGCUGAAGAAGGCCAACCGGCCGUAUGAUGAACCCAAGCUCCAAGAGUACACCCAAACCAUACUACGGAUGUUUGACUUGAAUGGCGAUGGCAAGCUGGGCCUCUCAGAGAUGUCCCGACUCUUGCCUGUGCAGGAAAACUUCUUACUUAAGUUUCAGGGCAUGAAGCUGACCUCAGAGGAGUUCAAUGCCAUCUUUACAUUUUAUGACAAGGAUGGAAGCGGCUACAUCGAUGAGAAUGAGCUGGAUGCCCUCCUGAAGGACCUGUUUGAGAAAAACAAGAAGGAAAUGAACAUCCAAGAGCUCACCAACUACAAAAAGAGUGUCAUGUCCUUGGCCGAGGCGGGGAAGCUCUACCGCAAGGACCUGGAGAUUGUCCUCUGCAGCGAGCCCCCCAUGUAAAGGGGGAACAGGGACUGCUUCUCCACCUCCCCCAAACCCCGCUCACGCUGCCCUGACACUUCUACCUAGACCAGGAGAUCAUGAGCGCUCCUCCCCCACCCCCCACCCCUGCAACCGGCACACACCAGCCUGCAGAGCAGGAACAGAGAUAUGGAGGAUGGGCUGCUGAUGGGCCUCCUGGGGCCCCCUCCAACCCAACCCUGACCUGACCAGCACACCACUCUGACUGCAGUGGGGCACCAGCCAACCACAUGGAAGGUGGGCGGGGCACGGGUGGAAGUUCCUUGGUUCUUUUCGCUGUGAUGCAUGAGCUCAUUCUGCUGUAUGAUUUAGGCUUCUAAGUCCGAUAGAGUGGACCCUUCCUUCCUGCUCCUCUCUGCCCCCCCACACGCCACCACCCACCCCAAACUUCCAAGUUCCAUCCGCCACCUUGCUAAUGGUAUAGCUGUCUUCUCAGAGUUCCUGUUUGUGGAGGGCACCAGCCCUUUCCUUGUCUUCUUGACUCAGCAUGCUCCUUUUCUCUUUGGGUUUCUUGUCUUCUUGUUUACCAAAGAAGAGUUUACAGACAAUAAAAUGAAAAUGUUCUGCUGUGAAAAGUCACCCCA